Trichoderma harzianum CBS 226.95 is the source of this 1117-nucleotide messenger RNA. RefSeq lists its product as hypothetical. Lineage: Eukaryota; Fungi; Ascomycota; Sordariomycetes; Hypocreales; Hypocreaceae. Gene Ontology annotation, biological process: siroheme biosynthetic process. The record is from RefSeq and is a predicted model, not a curated record. Gene Ontology annotation, molecular function: precorrin-2 dehydrogenase activity; protoporphyrin ferrochelatase activity. The transcript has 3 exons. The coding region runs from base 109 to 885 and encodes 258 amino acids.
CUUGUCUUUGCCUCCGAAAUCCAAAACCGUGUCGCGUGGGCACCCGAAGAUUCGUAUCCAAACCCUUGCAAUUGAUCGAGACCCUUGCUUGAGUACAAUAAUUCGACAAUGGGCAAACCGUUUCCGCAAGUUCAGCCUGGAGGGAGCCUGAUUCUGGCUUACCGCGUCAAGGACAAGAACGUCCUGGUGGUAGGCGGUGGUGAGGUCGCGGCUGGCCGCAUCCUCAACUGCCUCAAUGCCGAUGCCCAAGUCACCGUCGUCUGCCCUGCGUCAGGCCUCAACGAUGAGGUCGCAUUCCGAAUUGCCGAGAAGCAGGUGACACACAUCGACCGCCUAUUCGAGCCGUCCGAUCUAGACAAAGCAGACAUGGUGCUGGUAGCCAUCGACGACCCGGCAGCCUCUACAGCGAUAUGGAAACUGUGCAAGGAAAAGAGAAUCCCGGCCAACAUUGCGGACGUGCCCCCUGAGUGCGACUUUUACUUUGGCAGCGUCCAUCGUGACGGGCCUCUACAGGUCAUGGUCAGCACCAACGGCAAGGGACCGCGGCUGGCGGCAUCACUACGGCGGCACAUUGCCAGUCAACUGCCGCAGAAUGUUGGGAAUGCUAUUGAGACAAUUGGAGAGUUGCGGACACGGCUGCGCAAGGUUGCUCCCAAUCAUGAAGACAGUCAGAAGCGAAUGCGAUGGAUGUCAAAAGUCAGUGAUACCUACAAGUGGGAAGAGAUGAGCGAAAUCACAGAAGAGGAUAUGGACAACCUUUUGCUGUUCUACCCGGUGAACAAGGUUCCGGAUAUCGACAUCUUGAAAUCGCUGCGCGGCCCGGAUAACGACGUGAAGAAGCUCGACAUCUUUGACGGGUCAUUUGGCUUCAGCGUGGGGUCAUGACGAUGAUGAAAAUGAAAGUGUCGGCGAUACGGGGUUGUUUUGUUUUUGUUUGGGCAGUUAAAAUGGGAAUCUCCUAAUGAUGUGUUUUGGUGUUGAUGUACUAUAAGGAGCAAGCGCAGAGCUUUUUUGACUACCAGGUAUAGAAUGACCGUAUUUCUUUUCUCAUAUUCUUGAAAAUUCGAACAUGAUUUCGGUAAUCCUUCUGGAAGGCGAAAAGAAAAAGAACAUGCAG